Messenger RNA from Rubroshorea leprosula, 875 nucleotides. The record is from the annotation of a GenBank genome assembly. Lineage: Eukaryota; Viridiplantae; Streptophyta; Magnoliopsida; Malvales; Dipterocarpaceae.
ACAAGCAAACCCUUGAAACUAGCAUUGCAUUUGCAUGCGAUUUCCCACUUCAUCAAAGAAUUGAAAAAUGUCAGCUCAAGUAUUAGCAACUCCUUCUUCACCACAGAAUGGAACCACCCGCAAAAAAGGUCGUCCGACAGCCAGUUUUGAUCCUUGCGUUUGGGGGAAUCAUUUUCUUUCCCAUUCUUCUAAGUUCAUGAAAAUUGACGAUGCAACAACUCAACAAGAGUAUGAACAAUUGAAAGAGGAAGUAAGAAGGAUGCUCAAUGACACGAACAGUGAACAUUUAAAGAAACUGUAUUUAAUCGAUGCAGUUCAACGCCUAGGCGUUGAUUACCACUUUGAGAGAGAAAUAGACGAUGCAUUAGAGAAGAUAUACCAUGACGGUGUUGAUUGCUCUAAUCUUUAUAACGUCGCUCUUUGGUUUCGAGUGUUUAGACAACAAGGAAUCAAUGUUCCAUCUGAUGUAUUUAAGAAGUUUACGAAUGAGAAUGGCAAGUUCAAGGCUGACUUAGUUAAUGAUGUCCCUGGCAUGUUGAAUUUGUACGAGGCUGCUCAUCUUGCCCUACCAGGUGAAGAUAUCCUCAAUGAAGCCAUUGCUUUCACAACCUCUAAUCUUGAAUCUAUUUCAACACAAGUAAGCGCUCAGUUAGCAGAACAAAUAAGUCAUGCAUUGAAUCAACCCAUGCACAAAACCUUGCCAAGAUUAGGAGCAAGGCAUCACAUCUCUCUAUAUUCCAAAGAUGUUCAUUUUGAUGCCAAUAAUGGACAACUAUUAAGAUUUGCAAAAUUAGACUUCAACCUGCUACAAGCCUUUCAUCGGAAGGAGCUCAGUAGCAUCACCGAGUAAGUUCAAUUAAAUAGGUGAUUUAGGC